Triplophysa rosa is the source of this 2519-nucleotide messenger RNA. It is a transcript of the gene coq3, whose product is annotated as coenzyme Q3 methyltransferase. The transcript has 6 exons. Gene Ontology annotation, biological process: ubiquinone biosynthetic process. NCBI's taxonomy places the organism in Eukaryota, Metazoa, Chordata, Actinopteri, Cypriniformes, Nemacheilidae. Gene Ontology annotation, molecular function: 2-methoxy-6-polyprenyl-1,4-benzoquinol methyltransferase activity. Bases 428 to 1444 code for a protein of 338 amino acids. The record is from RefSeq and is a predicted model, not a curated record.
CCAAUGAAAAACAUGGUCUAAGUUCAUGUUUAUAUACGAUUACAAGUUUUCACAAUAGGAAUGAUACAGGACAAUUGUGUAUUUAAUCUUUUUGAGAGAGUUUUUACACCAGCCUGUCAAGACGGAAACCAACAACUUAAUAAAAAUUACUUUCCCUCAAGCUAUAUUAAACCCCUUUUUGCUAAGAAAGUAAAGUGCCCGGCAUACUACAUUCGAAAUAAAAUUUAAUUUAGUCAUUUCCUUCGAGCUGUUUAAACCCUUUUUGUUAAGAAAGCAGUGUUCUUACAGUCAGCUAGACUAGGAACGAAUAUUUCGGUUUAAGUUUCUACUCCGUCAAACGUUGCGAGAACACGCGACGGUCACAUUGGAACGAGUCCGACUCAAGUCGGUGAUAAUUUUAGGCUGAAUGCGACACUAGUAUGCAGUUAUGUUCUGUAAGAAAUUUGGACGACUGGCUUUUGGGCUAUUAGCGGAGUCGACGUAUAGAUGCCAGUCAAUCCUGAAAGUGUCUUCCGAUGGAAGAUCAGUCAGGUCGCUGUGCAGCUGGACGGUGUGUUUGCGUCACCGUCACAGAAAUCAGCUGUCAAACGGAUUACACCACACAAAUGUCCGCACAGUGUCUCAGACCACACUGGACCCCGCCGAGGUGCGCAAGUUUCAGGCCAUGGCGAGCAAGUGGUGGGACUUGCAUGGAGAGUUCGCUGCUCUGCACUCCAUGAAUGAUCUGAGAGUGCCUUUCAUACGGGAUAAUUUAUUGAACAUCCAUGGCGUGCGGCACUCAGGCAAACUGCUGACUGGUCUCAGGAUACUGGAUGUAGGUUGCGGUGGAGGUGUGCUGAGCGAGCCACUAGGGAGGAUGGGUGCAGAUGUGUUCGGGAUCGACCCAGUAGAGGACAGCGUGCGGACUGCAGAGCUGCACUCCUCCUACGAUCCUGACCUACGGGAGAGGGUUCGAUAUCAGGCCUGCACCCUGGAAGAGCUUGCUGAGGAUGAAGCAGAGGGAUUUGAUGCUGUUGUGGCGUCUGAGGUGGUGGAACAUCUGGCUGACCUGGAUGCUUUUGCCAGCUGCUGCCAGCAGGUCCUGAAGCCUGGUGGCUCGCUGUUCAUUACCACUAUUAACAAAACCAGUCUAUCCUACGUUCUUGGGAUUGUAGCAGCUGAACAGCUAUUGAGGAUUGUACCGAGUGGAACUCACGACUGGGAGAAAUUCAUCAGCCCGGAGGAUCUGGAACGACUACUGGAGUCUUUUGGUUUCUAUGUGGAGGCUAUCAGAGGCAUGAUGUACAAUCCUCUCACAGGAGCGUGGGGCUGGCAGCAGAGCACAGCCAUCAACUAUGCAUUGCAUGCCAUCAAACGCAAAGAGGAACCCCAGCCUGAUCGGGUCUGGGCCGAGAGCGAAAGCGAGAACCUGGAUGAGCCACACCAAGCCAGAAGUUAUAGCUGAGCUUAUGUAAAAGUUGGAAGUGCCACCAGACUUCACCUGAAGUCAGAACAGGAUGUCAAUUAUUGACUCAAGGUUGCAGUUUAUGUCGCAUUAGUGCAGCAUCACUGAGCAAAAAAUGUAAAUGUUGCUUCAUAAAACUACAGUCAUGAAGCUGUGUAGCUCUAAUUGAGUUGAGGUCUUGACUGAAGCACUUUUGAUUCACACCACUUACAACAGUAUGUGGUGUUUUGUUGUGUUGACCAUUGAUCGGAUCAUGUUCAAUCAAAAUGAAUCUAAAAGGAAAAAAGACAAUUGUAUAAUAAUAUGAUCACACAAAGUGUUGGUACUUCGUAAACUAAGAAUGGAUCUUGUCAGUUGCAUGGUUCGAGAAGGUUUUUUAUUCAGUGCGAACAUUUCUCUAGUUUGGGUUCUACUGUUAAACUUAGGAAAAAAUUGCUUUCCAAACAAGCUUUCUUUUAUAGACGGUUUCAGCAGCAACAGCAUAAACAUUUGUGGCCCAAACUUAACUUCUGGUAGACCUCCCCGAAGAAUUGAUUUUAUAACUUAUUUUCUAUUUUGUUAUUUUAUAACUAAACACGCUCAACCUGAUUUUGCCAAGUGGUUGAUGUCCUCAGGGCAACAUAUUUUGUUGACCUAAGGACAACAUUUUUAUAAAUAAAACCUAAACCCACACCAAACCCUAACCAUAACUUACCCCUAAAAUCAGAGGGAGAGUGAAAAACAAUGGUCUAGAAGCACCUAAUCCUGUUUGGAAGAUUAAACUUAAAAUAAACUGUAAACUUAUAUCUGAUUGGUUGAUUUAAAUGUUGUACCUGGGUCAACAUGAUGUUGCCCUAAGGACAUCAACAACUUGGCAAAAACGGGAGAGCCAACUAAACACAGACUUCGGGCCAGGUGUGUCCGUCUGAUGAAACCGUCUGUAUGAAUCAGUAAUGUUGGCUGUUAUAUGCAAUACUUUUUAAAGUUGUGUUAAAGUAUUUACAAUAAUCAUUCAUUUGUAUUUUUUAAAUAGCUCGCUUCAGUAGAAAGCCUAGUGACCUUAUUGCUUUAUUUCUGAUCGGCUUAAUAUACACCC